Molecule: messenger RNA, 861 nt
Organism: Aspergillus nidulans FGSC A4
Lineage: Eukaryota; Fungi; Ascomycota; Eurotiomycetes; Eurotiales; Aspergillaceae
Product: rRNA-processing protein UTP11
Exons: 2
Coding region: 1-861 (286 amino acids)
Biological process (GO): rRNA processing
Cellular component (GO): nucleolus; small-subunit processome
Source: RefSeq, a predicted model, not a curated record
AUGUCUUCUAUGCGCAAUGCUGUCCAACGCCGCCAACAUCGCGAGCGAGGACAACUCCAGGGCCGCGAAAAAUGGGGUAUCCUAGAAAAGCACAAGGACUACUCCCUCCGCGCGAAAGACUACAACAUGAAAAAACAAAAAAUCAAGCGGCUCGAAGAAAAAGCACGCGAUCGCAACCCGGACGAAUUCGCCUUUGGCAUGAUGUCCUCGCACUCAUCGACGAAGGGAAAACAUGGUACAGGGAUGCGCGAGUCUGCGACUGCUCAGGGCCUCUCCCAUGAAGCAAUCAAGUUGCUUAAGACGCAGGAUGCCGGGUAUCUUCGGACAGUGGGGGAGAGAGUUAGACGGCAGAUCGAGAAAGUAAAGGAGGAUUUGAGGAUUCAGGAAUCUAUGGGGGAGGCGCUAGGAGUUCAGGAGGACACUAGACAGGAGGACGACGGCGACGAUUUCGACGAUUUCGACUUUGGGGCCGCGGAGAAGAAAGCGCGGAAGUUGCUUUUCGCGGACGAUAGGGAAGAUCAGAAGGUCUUGAAGAGGGUUUUGGAGCAGCGAGAGCAAGAGGGAGAAACCGAAGAGGAAGAGGAAUCGUUUGGUGAGCGCGCUCAGCAGCAACAGAAGAGGAAAACUCGAAAAGAGCUGGAAGCAGAGAAACAGGCGCUGGUUGAGGCACGACGGGCGAGGAAACUCAAGAAGAGGGCUCUAGAGGUACGACAGAACAAGCUCAAGGCGCUGCAGAAGCAGUAUGCCGAUAUCACCUCCGCAGAGCGGGCACUGGAUCUGCAGCGGGCGAAGAUGUCGAAUUCCGUGGGAGGUGUUAAUAAGAAUGGGCUGAAAUUCAAGAUUAAAGAGCGGAAGAGGUGA